Sander lucioperca (pikeperch) is the source of this 1188-nucleotide messenger RNA. Its product is annotated as DNA damage-inducible transcript 4 protein-like. NCBI's taxonomy places the organism in Eukaryota, Metazoa, Chordata, Actinopteri, Perciformes, Percidae. The transcript has 2 exons. Gene Ontology annotation, biological process: apoptotic process; response to hypoxia; negative regulation of TOR signaling. The coding region runs from base 127 to 798 and encodes 223 amino acids. Gene Ontology annotation, molecular function: 14-3-3 protein binding. Gene Ontology annotation, cellular component: cytoplasm. The record is from RefSeq and is a predicted model, not a curated record.
GUUGCAGUCAGUGUUUCCAGCUGGUCUGGCUUAGGAGUAGGUAUCCACCAUCGAAGGAUACCUUAGCACUUCUUUUUUUUUUUUUUUUUUAAGCACUCAGACCUUUUUGUUCGUUUCUUUGUAAAGAUGUCAUUUUCUUGUAACCAUUCACUGUACGGCAGCUUUCCUCCGUCUCCAGCGGAGGACAGGGGUUCAAAGCGGCUGUCCUGGGGCAGACUUCUGCAGAGGCUGACUGAGCUGAAGGGGGUCAAUCAGAGGCAAGCAGCGGAUCAGUGCAGCAGGAGCGAAACUGGAUCUGUGGCAGACAUGUCCCUGUCAGAAUCAGACAGCAGUUUCUUCUGUUAUCCCCUGGAGGAGACCCUGGCUGCUGAGGUUGUAGCAACAAUAACACAAAGUCUCAACGAUGCAUCACACAUCCUGGGCUGCUCCAAACUCAUCUUACUUGACUGUCUACUGCACCAUAUCAGCAAGGAGCUGCUACACCUGGCUGCCAGCGAGCCUUGCGGCCUCAGGGGGGCGCUCAUCGACCUGUGUGUGGACAGGGGGGAGCAGGGCUCCCUUUGUACUGUGGACCAAAUAGCAGUAGAUGCCACCCUGGUCCCGACCUUCCAUGUAACCCUGGUACUGAGGCUCGAGUCCAGCGGAAUGUGGCCAAAGUUUCAGAAGCUCUUUAAAGGUAGCAAGUCACGACAGACUUCUGAAAGGCACCGAAACACUCAUACGCUGAGUACGAGCUUUAGAGCUAUCAAGAGGAAACUGUACUGUUCAGGGGAGCUGCUGAUUGAGGAGUGCUGCUGACUAAGCGCUCCUGUCCCCGAUUAGCUGAACUCAAUGCAUAUGUAGGCUACUGUGAACGGAGGCUGGUGGGUUAAGCAUGGUCUUUUUUAAGACUAUAUCAUAGGGCUCCAAAUGGCACUAAGAAGAUGGUCCUGAACUAGCAUGGACCUGUCUUUGUUGGUGUAGUAGUGUAUCAAGGUUUUCCUGAAACCAACUUCAUGGCAGCUACUCGCCUGGUUACAGUAAAGAAUCAUGUUUAAACAUGGGUCAGUUUCUUUCCUAUAAAUGUAAAAUCACAUCCAUAAAGGAAUGGCUUACCAUAUGUAUUUGAUAGUCAAAUAUGACCUGAAACUUAUGUAUUUUCCAACAACCUAAAGUACAUGAACAAAUAAAUAUAUAUAUAUUUUUAAU